AUGUGCUCUGAGACCAACGGACAAGAUCUGGUUGCUCCUAUACUGAGUGUGGAGCCAGAGAUCAUCACGAAAACAGGAUCAGUGCGUUUGAACUGUCAGACUCCUGUUCCUGUGACUGAAUGCUUCUACAGUUUUGGAAAACUUCCCUCCAAAAACAUGCCCUGUCGUCACAGUCUGAACGGGAGUGCACUUUUGUCAUUAUUGAGCAGAGUCUCUCCUGGUGAAGUCAGUGUGGCUUGUUUUUAUCUCAACCUCACUGCCUCUCCACAAAGUGAGAGCAAAGUCAUCCAUGUACAAGAUCUUGGCCCGCCCACAUUGUCUGUGUAUCCACCAGUGAUCACAGAAUAUACCACUGUGACCCUGUACUGCCAGCCGCCCCAUUACGUCUCUGCAUCCCGCUGCUCUUUCUACUCUCUGAGUGGACUGAAGUUUGGGGGGUCUUCAUGUGUCCAGACUCUGAGAGGGUCUGAUCUGCUGAAAAAACGGCACCCCCCAGUUGAAGAGCAGAUCAAAUGUUACUACUUUGAAAAUGAAAGUCCAUCUCCACAUAGCAACAAAACAACUGUGGCUGUUAAAGGAAUCUGCUCAUUCAACCUCUUCGCCAAGCAAAACGAGUUCUGUCACUGUGCAAAGAACUACAUCCGCCACCACCACCACAACAACAACAACGUUCCAAACAACAGCACAUUUAUUGAGCUCUGGAACAACAACAAGCCAAGAGACAACCAUGAGCCUAAAUCCUGUAGAAAAUGUGACUGCGAAGACUCCCACCUCAGGUAG
Periophthalmus magnuspinnatus is the source of this 780-nucleotide messenger RNA. RefSeq lists its product as uncharacterized. The transcript has 5 exons. Lineage: Eukaryota; Metazoa; Chordata; Actinopteri; Gobiiformes; Gobiidae. Bases 1 to 780 code for a protein of 259 amino acids. The record is from RefSeq and is a predicted model, not a curated record.